Messenger RNA from Anolis sagrei ordinatus, 2886 nucleotides. The record is from RefSeq and is a predicted model, not a curated record. NCBI's taxonomy places the organism in Eukaryota, Metazoa, Chordata, Lepidosauria, Squamata, Anolidae.
GAGUUCCGCCUCCACUCUCAGUCCCUCACGCGCUCGACGGAAGGAAAGAAGGAAGGCGCUCCCUGAGAGGCUGCGAUGCUCCGCGAGGCGCCGCAAAGCCUGCUGGUGGCCCAGAUGGUGCUUUUUCUGAGGGACGAGGAGGAGGAGGAAGGGGAGGAAGAAGGCAAAGGCCCCGGGAAGAGCGGCCACAGCAUCCUCUGCUUCUGCAGCCGGGCCUUCGUCGAGGAUCGAAAACUAUACAAGUUAGGUUUAAAAGGAUUUUAUGUCAAAGGGGAGGAAGACAGCACAGGGGAAGAUCAAGUAUCUGAAGAUGAGGAAAAAGAGCAAAAACACGAUAUUAAUAUUGCUGAUUUACCAUCAAACAGCCAUGUCCCUGAGGUUGAAGACAUUGAAUUAGACUCAGAAACUGAACUUAUGAAGAGUAUGGGUUUGCCUUUACAAUUUGGUGGAACAGCAGUCCAUAAGACUAUUGUGGAAUCUGGGAAUACUUAUAAAAGGGGUAACAAAGUAAUGAAGAGAAAGAAGAAGAAGAACAUGCUGCAAAAAGAUAUUCUUGAAAUAAUGAAGGAUACUUUGGAAGAUGAUUAUGAGAUUGAAGACAGCCACUCUCUAGCUGAUGACCCAUCCUUAAUUAACAAGGAAGUUGAUGAACAAUGUGAAGAUGGAGAAGUCAAACUCGAUGAGCUGAAUGAAAAAUGGGAAACAUAUUGGGGCGAGUAUGGAGAAGGACUUCUUUGGAAAAGUUGGCAGGAAAAGCAGGAGGAUGUAGAUUCUGAACUUUUAUCUAUUAGCGUACCCUGGGAUAAUCCUGAAAUGAAGGAAAAAUGGCAACAGCAUUAUAAUGAACUGUACUGGUAUUACUGGGAACAGUUUCAGUACUGGGCAAAUCAAGGUUGGACUGUUGAUGUGGCACAUAGUAGUCUAGAAAUAAAUAAAAGUAACGUGGAAACAAAGGAAGAAAAAACACAGAAUACUGAAAUAGAUAAUGAGUGCAGAGAAGUUCUGGACUCGAAUUUCUGUUCUCGUCCUUCUGUUGCUAGCUGCGAAUGUAAUCCCAUUCUAAAUGACAGUCAGUGUAAUAUUGACAUUCUUACAGAGAUCAAUAAAAUAAAUUUGAACUCAGAAGAAGCAGAAGAUAGCAAAUUGGAAAGCAUGGUUGAUAGCAAAGAUAGUCAAGGACUCUGUUUAACAAGCAUGGAAAGGCAUUGUCCUUGUGAUUCAGACCAGUCUAAGAAAUCUGAUGAGGGACCAAAAGAAGAAAAUACAACUUCUGAAUAUGGAUGUUCAAACCAAGCAGCUUCACUGGCACAUUCCACAGGAGGUGGGGGAUCAUCGCACAGUAACAGUGAUGGUGAUGAACAGCCACCUGAACAGAAACCUAUCAGAUUAAAAAGAAGCCAUGAAUUAGAUGCUGAAGAAGAUCCUCAGGCAGAUCCUGAUGAAGUUUUUGGUCUCUUGGGGCUCAAGCGUGGCAUAGGACAAAGAUACAGAGAAAUUCCUGGUUUCAGUGAAAGAAGAGUGACUCAUUUCAAUAGAAACAUGAAAUUUAAAUCAAAGUUAUUGGAUAUGCGCAGAACUAUCAAGACCAAAAACAAGCAUAUCUUUUUUACAGAAGAACCUGAAGUGGGAGCAUUUAAGAAAAGUAAAACUUUGAAUAAGGUUGAAAGGUUCUUGAAGCAAGUAAAUGAACCUCUGGAAGAGACAUCUCAAGACCAAACAAUUCAUGCUUCCUCCAGCAGUGAUUCAGAAGAACAGGAAAAUGCUCUUUGCUCACAAAAUAAUCCAGAUGUCCAAAACUGUGAACUGCUGCUCCCUGAUUCUAAUUCCACUAGACAUAGAAGGAACAGCAUUGAAGAGGGGAAGCUGAUAAUAGCAGCAAGGGACUGUAAUUCUGAGGUGCCUGUUGAAGAGGUGGAAAAAGAAACAUGUCCUUUGGGAAGAGAACUGGUUCCCCUGGAUAUUCCAGACUAUCUCCAGAUGGAAACAGAAGGUGAAGUAAAACCUAUAAAAAAGAAGAAAAACAGAAAAAAGAAAAACAGAAAUAUACCAUCCCUGCCCCCUGAAAUAGCUGCCGACCCAGAAUUGGCUAAAUACUGGGCACAGAGAUACAGGCUGUUUUCUCGGUUUGAUGAGGGGAUUCACUUAGACAGAGAGGGAUGGUUUUCUGUUACACCUGAGAAAAUUGCAGAGCACAUUGCAGACCGCGUAAUGCAGUCCUUCAAGUCUGACGUCAUAGUGGAUGCAUUUUGUGGUGUGGGAGGAAAUUCAAUUCAGUUUGCCCUGGCAGGAAAAAGAGUAAUUGCUAUUGAUAUUGAUCCUGUGAAGAUCCGUCUCGCACACAAUAAUGCGGAAGUGUAUGGAGUGGCUGACCAAAUAGAAUUCAUAUGUGGGGAUUUCAUGAAGCUUGCAUCCCGUUUAAAAGGCGACGUUGUGUUUCUGAGUCCUCCGUGGGGUGGUCCUGAAUAUACCACUGCAGAAGUUUUUGAUGUUCAAACAAUGAUUUGUCCUGAUGGAUUCGAAGUUUUCAAGCUGUCACAAAAGAUUACCAACAACAUUGUGUAUUUUCUUCCCCGCAAUGCAGACAUAGAUCAGGUGGCUUCCUUAGCUGGACCAGGAGGCAAAGUUGAAAUAGAACAAAAUUUUCUGAACAACAGGUUGAAGACCAUAACUGCUUAUUUUGGAAACCUGAUCAGAGAAAAUGCAUCAUAAUGGGUUUGGGUAAAUGAAUGACUUAUCAAGGCAAAAUUGAUGGUCCGAAAUUUCUGAAUUUUAUCCCUUCAUCUGAUUCUAAAAUCAAUGGCUGUCUUUUUUUUUUCUUUUUUUUUUUAAGAAGAGAUCAUUUGGAAUAUCUGCUGCAGUGCCAAUAAAAUGUUUUAUAAUAAAACA